CGAGAAAGCGAGGUCCUUUAAUUCCUCAUAUCAUCAAAAUAAAAACCCAAAUAAAAAGGGUAAAUUGUGGGUAGAAAGGGGAAACAGGAAAAUAACAGCCAAACACAAAGCCACUGCCGAUUGGCCUUUUAGAGAGAAGAAAGCCAGAGCCGCUUCGAGCUGAACUUGAACAAGUUUCCAUUUUUGUCUAUAUAUCUCUUAAUCCCCAAAACUCAACUCACUUCUCUGUCUUUCUCCAUUGGAAUCCCUCUUUCUCUCUCUCCCAAUCUGGAGCACAACAAACGGGAGUAAAUCCCGAAUCAAACCCUAGUUAUUUGCGUUUCUAGGGUUUCCGCCACUACCGAUUUCUCGAUCUGUACCUCUAAUCAUCGCCAUACAAGUUGUGAUUUUUUCCGGAUAAUUCAUGGCUACCACCGUUACUAAGGAGGCAUUGCAACCGCAGCUAGGCCCCCUUUCUUCGUCCUCGGCAGCGGAAGAUGAAUCUAUGAAGAGAAACACUGAUUGCGUAUAUUAUCUCGCUUCUCCCUUGACCUGCAAAAAGGGAAGCGAAUGUGAGUAUCGGCAUAGUGAAUAUGCUCGGAUGAACCCGACAGAUUGUUUUUACUGGAUGAAUGGAAACUGUUUGAAUCCAAAAUGCUCAUUUAGGCAUCCUCCUUUAGAUGGUUUGGUGGGAUCUCAAGUUGAUGGGCCGUCUGCUUUUGUACCGCCUGGCCCAUCUGUUCUUUCAGCUCCUCAGAAUCCAACUAAGCAAGGAGUCCCCUGCAUUUUCUUUCAGAAGGGAUAUUGCUUAAAAGCUGACAGAUGUCCUUUCAUGCAUGGUCCAAAUCUUCCUACUACCAAGAUUCAACAGGUUCCAGCCAGCACUGCUACCCCUGGAGCUCCUGCUUUCAAGAAAGCUUUUGGUAGCCUUGAAAAGUGUACACAGCCAAAAACGAAUUUCCAGACAAAUAAACCUAAUGUUGUUGAAAUGCUGCCUCAAGGUAAUGCAAUGCCAAAAAUUCAGUCUGUUCGUCCGAUGAAUGGAUCAACUGUUAGAAAAGGCUAUCUGCCUCCUAGUGGUAUGACUGAAGGGGCUCUUAAAUACGGGGAGAUGAAACUUCCCUCCGCUGACAGUGGGAUUUCCAGAAGUAGGACUGGACGUGCACAUGGUGUCUCAUAUGACGACCAGAAUUUUCAGAAUGGUAGAGAUGCUGAUGACUCGUUGAGGGAAUCCUCUCCUGGAUUUGAUGUACUUGUGGAUGAUAACAAGGAUGAAUUUUAUCACAAUGAAGAUCAGUAUGUGAAGAUGAGAGGUCAUGAUGGAAGAAAUCUGAAUGAGUUUGACAUGGGUCGUCAGGAUGAUUAUAAUUCAGUUGCUGAUGUUGACCCUGAAAUUUAUCACAAUCGACGUGCCUAUGAUUCAUUUGAUCGUUUGCCUGAGAAGUAUCCUCGGGACCAUCGUAGAAGAUCUUCAGAAAGAUCACUCGGUGAACCAGGUCAUAUGGAUAGGAGAGGUCCAUAUAAGUCGGAGAGUAUUGAUCUCAAUCAGAAUUCUGAUUUGCGUCAUCGUUUAUCUAAGCAUAGGAGGGUAAAUGGCUUGAAAUCAGUUGUUAAUUCUAAUUACAGCCUUGAUGAUCAUUCUGAGGACCGAGGGUACAGGAGUACUAGGAGGGACUCGCGCCGGUCACCUACUCGUGAGAGUUCGCGUGGCAAUCGCCUUCAGGGUAGAAUAAAGCUUCCUAGAAGAUCUUCUCCAGUGAGUGGUAGUGAUAUUUAUUCGGAGAGGGAGAGGGAGAGUGAAAGGGGUAGGAAAUGGGGAAGAUCGUCCCCAAGCAGGCAGCAAGUCCCCAGUCAACAAGGUCGUCUUCGAGAUAGAUUGAGUGGACUAAUACAAGACGAAAGCCGCGAGGAAAGAAUAAUAAAAGGUCCAGUGAUGAGAAAGGACAUUGUUCUGUCUAACGGUAUCAACUUUGCUGGUCCUAAAAGUUUAUCCCAACUAAAAGGCACCAAACAUACUGAUAGAAGGCAGGAGCAGUUGAAGAGCCAACAAACAGUUUCAGGGGGGAAGCUGAGAGACACAGUCUUAGCUAGUUCUAUUGGAACUGAAGGUGAUAUCUCAUUUGCAGGGCCCAGGCCAUUAAGUGAGAUUUUGAAGCGAAAAAGAACAUCUUCCACUGGGGGUACAACAAGUUCUGACGAUAAAGAAGAGAUAAAGCAUAAUGAAAAUGAUGUAAAUUUGACAAGCAGUGCUUCAAACUCUGCUGCGGAUACAGGGAAACAAGUCGCAUUCAACUCUGCAGACGAACAAGCCAAGGUGGUUGUAAAGAAUAAGCUUCUGGCUGUUGAGGCAGAUGAAGAAGAGGGUGAAAUUUCAAAUAAAAAUUCAAAGUUGAAUGGCGAAAGUGAAUCUUCCUCGCCCAAGAAUAAUAAUAAACACCCUGAAGCAGAAGAAGUUUUUGUUGUAGCUGAUGAAGCUGAUGGUGAGGAACAUGAAUUUGAUGAAGAGUAUGAUCACGGAGAUGGGGAAUAUGAAUAUGAACAGGAUGACGGAGAAGGGUAUCAGUUGAAUGAUGGUGAAACGGGUGACCAUGAAGAGGAAUUCAUGGAUGAGGAUGAUGGAGAUGAUUUGGCAAAGAAACUCGGUGUUUCUUUCUAAAAUAGAUACAAACUCCUGCUUUGAUCACUGAUGCUGUUUUCUAGUUAAGCUUAUUCAGAUCUCAAUCUAUUUUCCCAUGCAUUUUCUUCUAAUUGUAUUAUACUGUUCCAAAGGGAAAGUUUUCUGUUGUAUGGAGCGUUUAAAAGUUCCCCCUUUUUUCUGUAAACCACCAUAUCAUUGUAACAUUAGAGUUAUGAAAGAAAUUUUUAGUAGCUUGAUUACAUUUUACAAUAA
Molecule: messenger RNA, 2869 nt
Organism: Spinacia oleracea (spinach)
Lineage: Eukaryota; Viridiplantae; Streptophyta; Magnoliopsida; Caryophyllales; Amaranthaceae
Product: zinc finger CCCH domain-containing protein 17
Exons: 3
Coding region: 404-2635 (743 amino acids)
Molecular function (GO): mRNA binding; metal ion binding
Source: RefSeq, a predicted model, not a curated record